This is a messenger RNA of Penicillium manginii, 1779 nucleotides long. RefSeq lists its product as uncharacterized. The transcript has 3 exons. Gene Ontology annotation, molecular function: oxidoreductase activity; copper ion binding. The coding region runs from base 1 to 1779 and encodes 592 amino acids. Lineage: Eukaryota; Fungi; Ascomycota; Eurotiomycetes; Eurotiales; Aspergillaceae. The record is from RefSeq and is a predicted model, not a curated record.
AUGAAGUUCACAAUCGGAACUUUCUUGCUGCUGAGUCUGUGCCUGGGAAAUUGGGUCGAAGCUGCGACAGUCUUUUUCCCUCUUGUUUUGACUUGGCAAAACACUAGCGUUGCGGGGAAUAUUAGACCUGUUAUUCACUCGAACUUUCAGUUUCCAGGACCCGAGCUCCAAAUAAAUCAGGGUGAUAAUGUUCAAUUCGCUGUCACGAAUUUGUGUCCUUUUAACGUUACUGUGCAUUUCCAUGGAAUUGAACAGCUUGGAACCCCUUGGUCUGACGGGGUUCCUGGAGUUUCACAGCGCCCAAUCGUGACAGGGCAAUCUUUCCUUUACCGAUGGACUGCUGUUGACUACGGCGCAUACUUUUAUCACGCUCAUCAUCGGGGCCAAUUGGAAGAUGGUCUUUACGGCCCAAUUUACAUCACCCCGCGGGCUAGUGAGCCCAGACCCUUCAGCUUGAUAACAACAAACAACACCCAGGUGCAGGCUAUGCUGACGGCUGAAAAGAACACCUCUCCCCUGUUGCUAUCAGACUGGCGUCUUCUGACUUCGGAACAAGUUUGGGCUGCCGAGGUUGCCUCUGGUGUCGACUCUUACUGCGUCAAUGCACUGCUUAUCAAUGGCAAGGGUGCAGUGUCUUGUCUACCUCGAGCCCUGAUACAGUCAUUGAUCACACCAAACGUGCAAGCCGUGUUGGGAAAUGAAACUCUUAGCGAUAUAGCAUGUUUCCCGCCAAAUAUUACGCUUUUGCAGGGAGACUAUCCUCAUAACUUUGACGCUCUUCCACCGACAAUGUUCAGUGGAUGCACGCCUACCAAAGGGGAGCAGGAAAUCAUUACAGUGAAUGGACAGCAAUUCGUCAGCUGGGAUUUGACUAGUGCAUCUGGGCAUCUUGAACUCAUUUUCUCGGUAGAUGAGCAUUAUAUGUGGGUCUAUGCUGUUGACGGCCGUUACAUCGAGCCCAUCCUUGUCAAUGCGAUCAACAUUCCCAAUGCGAAUCGAUACUCAGUUCUAGUCCCUCUUGACAAGCCUCGAGGGGAUUACUCGCUUCGCCUAGUCAGCGGCAGCCAACAGCAAAUCCUAAACACCACAGGAAUUCUUAGAUACCAAGGCAGGCCUCAACUCAAUAGGCCUUCCAACCCUUGGGUCUUGCUGAAUGGUCUCAAUGCCACUGCAAACACUGUAUUCCUAGACGAGUCACUGAUCAUCCCAUACCCGGCUAUUGCUCCUGCAGCUACUGCGGAUGUAACCUACAAAUUGACUAUUCAACACUUCAACGCGUCCUAUCUGUGGACCCUCGGAAACGAUAGUUACAACCUUGAAUUGGAAGAGGCCCAACCUCUCCUCUUCAAUCAGAAUUCCAUCCCAAGUGACUUAGUUAUCCGCACAAAAAACAACACCUGGGUAGAUUUGAUCAUCGAAAUCGACGCCCCGCCAAUCUCGCCUCCUCAUCCGAUCCACAAACAUUCGAACAAGCAUUUCAUCAUCGGCCAAGGAACAGGGGCAUUUAACUAUACAGAUGUUGCAGAAGCCAUUCAAUCUAUCCCUGGGUCCUUUAACCUCGUCAAUCCCCAGUAUAGAGAUACGAGCGAUACACCCAUUGCACUUUUUGGGCCUUCGUGGCUAGCCAUACGAUAUCAUGUCGUCAACCCGGGCGCUUUCUUGCUACAUUGUCAUGUGCAGGUCCACCAAAGCGGUGGAAUGGCAUUGGCUAUCCUGGAUGGUGUUGAUAAAUGGCCUACCAUCCCUGCUUCAUAUCGUCUUGAUUCAGGAUUCUUUUGA